AAACACCUUUGAUACAACAGUGGUAGUUUACUGCCAGUCUUUUUUUAAGUGGUCCGAGACAGCCGCCAUUGCUUCGGUGAAUAGGUCUAUGUUUGUUGCAGUUUAUUCUGUGUACUCAAUGUUGCGUUUUUCAGCUAACCCUUGCAAACGUACUGUGAUGUUUUGGUGGGCUAUUCGUCAACAUUAGGCUACUGCAGAUGAUACAAAGUAGCUAAGUUGAAACGUUGAGUGCCAUCUUAUUUGAGUACAAAGGGAAAAAAAGAGCAUCGGCCUCCAAGACGCAUUUAGCUCGGAAAUAUCAACCCAGUUGUAGAUUAAGUCACCGGUGAUAGUUCGCUUUAUUUGGUAUUUUUUGAAGAAAUUGAUUUUUCACUGCCUUGACCAUGUCGCUUCACGGUAAGCGCAAAGAAAUUUACAAAUACGAGGCGCCAUGGACGGUAUAUGCAAUGAAUUGGAGUGUGCGACCAGACAAGCGCUUUCGUCUCGCUCUUGGCAGCUUUGUCGAGGAGUACAAUAACAAGGUUCAGAUAGUUGGAUUGGAGGAGGAGAGCUCAGAGUUUGUCUGCCGCAACACAUUCGACCACCCUUACCCCACCACAAAGAUUAUGUGGAUUCCCGACACCAAAGGGGUGUAUCCUGACCUGCUGGCUACCAGUGGAGACUACCUGCGCAUUUGGAGGGUGAGCGACACUGAGACUCGUCUGGAAUGCCUGCUCAACAACAACAAAAACUCUGACUUCUGUGCACCGCUGACAUCCUUUGACUGGAAUGAGGUGGACCCUAACCUGCUGGGUACCUCCAGUAUUGACACCACCUGCACUAUCUGGGGCCUGGAGACAGGUCAGGUACUGGGCAGGGUCAACCUGGUGUCUGGCCAUGUCAAGACUCAGCUCAUCGCCCAUGACAAAGAGGUCUAUGACAUCGCAUUUAGCCGAGCCGGUGGUGGCCGGGACAUGUUUGCGUCGGUGGGGGCAGACGGCUCUGUGCGCAUGUUUGACUUGCGCCACCUGGAGCACAGCACCAUCAUCUACGAGGACCCCCAGCACCACCCGCUGCUCCGCCUCUGCUGGAACAAACAAGACCCCAACUACCUGGCCACCAUGGCCAUGGAUGGAAUGGAGGUGGUGAUCUUGGACGUCCGUGUGCCAUGCACCCCAGUGGCCAGACUCAACAACCACCGUGCCUGUGUCAACGGCAUCGCCUGGGCGCCCCACUCCUCCUGCCACAUCUGUACAGCAGUAGCGGAUGACCAUCAGGCGCUGAUCUGGGACAUCCAGCAGAUGCCCAGGGCCAUCGAGGACCCCAUCCUGGCCUACACAGCCGAAGGCGAGAUCAAUAACGUCCAGUGGGCAUCCACCCAGCCUGACUGGAUUGCAAUCUGCUACAACAACUGCCUAGAGAUUCUCCGCGUCUGACAUGACCUGGGCUCAGCUCUUAGCGGGACAGUCUGAGGUGAUCCUCGGAAUCUGAUCUGAGCUCAGUGUUGAUGUCCUAUUUAUACAGUUGGUAAACCGAGAGGGAUUGUAUAACUCCAGCCCGCUCAAGAACGGACAUGGCAACUUCAUUUUAAAAAAAUCUGACGUCAACAGGGACUCCUGUUCAUGAAGGACUGAACCGUGUGAUAAUGAUACUGGAUUGUGUGUGUGUUGUUGCACUUUUCAUCUGAGGAUAAUGUUAUAGAUGCCCUUUACAUUCAAAGGGGGGCGACAACGUUACCCACAGACAAUGUUUACACCCUCCUGAGUAAUUUACGGAAAUGCUCAAGACAAUUUGGUGUACAUACCACACAUGUUGCACUCGCACUCCCCCUGGCUGCCUCUCAAUUUAUAAUUUUCUCAGCAGUUGUCAUUUUUGACAGACAUGUUUGAAUAAGAUGCGGUUCAUUGUGAGCUGAUGUUUGUGAAGGAAAAACAAGAACACAAAUCAAGAG
Coregonus clupeaformis (lake whitefish) is the source of this 1930-nucleotide messenger RNA. RefSeq names its product DDB1- and CUL4-associated factor 7. The transcript is spliced from 7 exons. Bases 384 to 1415 code for a protein of 343 amino acids. The record is from RefSeq and is a predicted model, not a curated record. Lineage: Eukaryota; Metazoa; Chordata; Actinopteri; Salmoniformes; Salmonidae. Gene Ontology annotation, cellular component: nucleus. Gene Ontology annotation, molecular function: protein binding.